UCCUGCCCCGCCCGGCGCUGCGCAGCGUGCCGUGCCGUGCCGUGCCGUGCCGUGCCGCGCCACCGCCCGCUCGGCUCCCGGAACGGCGGCCGGGGAUGGCGGGGCCCGGCGGGGCGGCUGCGCCGCUGGUGCUGUACCACUGGACGCAGUCCUUCUCCUCGCAGAAGGUGCGCUUGGCAAUUGCAGAAAAAGCCCUCAAGUGUGAAGAACACGACGUAAAUCUGCCCCUGAGCGAACACAAUGAGCCGUGGUUCAUGCGUUUAAAUUCGUCUGGAGAAGUGCCUGUCCUUAUCCACGGGGAAAAUAUUAUUUGUGAGGCCACCCAGAUUAUCGAUUACCUUGAAGCAACAUUUAUAGAUGAGGAAGUGCCAAGAUUAAUGCCAGAAGAAGGGAGCAUGUAUUAUCCAAGGGUGCAACACUACAGAGAGCUUUUAGACUCCUUGCCUAUGGACGCCUACACACAUGGCUGCAUCCUCCACCCCGAGUUAACAGUGGACUCCAUGAUUCCAGCCUAUGCUACAAGCAGAAUUCGUAGCCAAAUAAGUAACACAGAAUCAGAGUUGAAGAAACUUGCGGAAGAAAAUCCAGACCUUCAAGAUGCCUAUAUAGCAAAACAGAAGCGCCUUAAAUCUAAACUGCUGGAUCAUGAUAAUAUAAAAUACCUAAAGAAAAUACUGGAUGAACUGGAGAAAGUUUUGGAUCAGGUUGAGACUGAACUGCAGCGGCGAAAUGAGGAAACACCAGAAGAUGGAAGUCAGCCUUGGCUCUGUGGUGAAUUCUUCAGUUUGGCAGAUGUGUCACUUGCUGUCACAUUACAUCGGCUGAAGUUUCUGGGUUUAGCAAGAAGAAACUGGGGAAAUGGAAAACGGCCCAACUUGGAAGCCUAUUACGAGCGCGUUGUGAAGAGAAAAGCAUUUUACAAAGUUUUAGGACACGUCAACAAUAUAUUAAUCUCAGCAGUUCUGCCAACUGCGUUUCGAGUGGCCAAGAAAAGAGCACCCAGAGUUCUUGGCACCACCCUGCUGGUCGGCACGCUGGCGGGAAUGGCUUAUUUUGCUUUCGUGUGUCUUCGGAAGAGAUUUGCCAACAUGAUGUUGUCAAUUAGAACCAGACAAAAUUAUUUUUAGACCUGUUUGUCCCUGGUGGUGAGUGGAGGUCAUCUCUACCUCUGCCCCACUAGGAGACUAUCCCCAGUAAAAUACAAGCAUAUAAGAAAGGCUAUAUCUGUGAAUUAGAACAUUGUCACACAGUAAUCAUCUCCUGCUGUUGUAUAAUUGGAUUGGCAUUGCUAAGAUAUUUGCAGAAAAUGUAUGUUGGGGGGUGACAACAAAGGCAAGAAGAUACUUUAUUUUUAGAUGAGGAGGUAUAAGGGCUCCGAUGGUGUUUUGUUGAAGUGGUUAUUGUUUCAAUCUUCUUUACUCAAUAGCUGACCUAAUUACAAUGUUUUAUUUAAUAGGUAUGCAGCAAUGUGACAGCUUUUCACUGUGGGUGAAAUGCAUUACUGUGCAGAAACAAGCACUGAAAUACUGAAAACAGCACUUAGCUUAAAUGCUCGGAGUAGGAUUUGAGUGGAACACAGGCUCAGUGCCUUCAAAGCUAAGUGUCUCUGUACUGAUGAAUGUCUUGGUUGGACCUUUAGGAAUGUGUUACAAAGCAACCUUGUAGAGCCACUUUUUUCAUAGCAUGUUCAUGCAGUAGUGUAGGAAGAGACCUGAAACGCAUAUAAAUGUGAAUAAUUUGUGGGCCACACAGGUGAAAUUCUGUAGAGGCACCAGCAGUCAGCAGAUUCCGGACUUCCAUUGGUACACAGAUGGGUGAGAAAAACCUGAUGCUUGUCUUUUAAAUGUCUUUUGGGUAGCUUUUGGCCCAGCCAGAUAGUCAGCUCAGCUACCAGCCCUGGCUUAGUCAUAUCAGUGCACAUUUCCUACUUUCUUUCCUGUCUGCUCCUUCUCUCUUCUGCUCUUCUGGUGGCUUGAUACUGUCUUCUGUGUCCCAUGUACCUCUUGAUUCCACUCUGAGCACUGGCUGUUUUUUGCACACCACGUAGCUAUGUUACUAAUUGCAUGUGCCUCUAUGAAACGUUUGCUCACAACGUGCCACAGCCAACAAGAUAAUGUAUGCACAACAACGCCUUUUGUAGAAGUAAUUUAAAAUAGUUAACUAUAUUUAAGCCUGGUUGGGUAGCCUAGAUUUAAAGGGAAACAGUAAUUUAGCAAUCAGUUUACUUAGGGAGAGGUGUCAUAUUGGUGAUAAAUGAAAAUAUAGGUCACCCCCUAUAAUUACUUUUGAGCACUGAGAAGACCCUCACUCAGGUUUGCUGGGGAGAGCAGAGAAGUUUCUGUCUUGCCAGUUUUAACUCUCUUGCCAAUAUCAAAGUGGAUAAAAUUAUUGAAUACUCCCACUUAGUAUUUUGUAAGUUCUCUAACAAAAUAAGACCUAAAUCUCAUAGAUCCUUUCCAUUAAUGAGAAAAUCUUACCUGGAAGCAUUUUUUUAAAUCAAAAAGUCAGUUUUAUAUAACUCUAUUUCAUUUGUUUUCAAUGAUUUGAUGAUUUUAAUCUGCUCUAUUAGAAAAACUUUGUGUAAGUUUAAUCCAACAAUACUCUGAUAUUCUGGCAGCUUUAACUGAAUUUGUUUGUUUGCAGUUCAUCUGCUUUUAGGUGUAACCAACAAAUUACACUAAGUUAAUAAACACAGAGUGAGCCCUGUAACGUAAAACUUCCUCAGCAUGUCUUUCUGACAGGUCAUCUGUAAAAUACAAUCCAAUCAAGUCACAGUGAAAUUCGUUAUGUAUGACAGCUCUCUGGCGGAUAAAUUUACAUUUCACUUCUUCCUCCCCCCCCCCCCUUUUUUAAUGUGUUAAUUGUAGAUCAGAACACACAUAUUUCCAGAAGAUGCACUAGUUCAGUUUACACUACCAGCCCCAUGCCCUGUGAUACUGGCUAUUAAUGAAGUUGUGUAGUUUUACUUCCCCCCCAAACCCCAGUCGUCUGUGUACUUCAGCUAGCACUCAUUGCUUGCAGGAUCUGCAGAUAUUAUUGGGAAGGACUGAAUUGACCACCAGGUGUCAGUGGUCCUCUAGGGCUACACUGUGGCAUGCCUCAGAUGUGCAGAUCACAGAUGUUUUCACGAGCAAAAUCUCAUUUCAGUGUAAAAUGGAUGAUGUGAGCAGCCUCAUCAAAAUAGCAGUGUCUCAAGAGCGUAGAAACAACUGCUUCGGUCUGCUGCAGGCUAGUUUGUUAAUAUCCAUAAUUUACACUUGUGAGUAGUUUCUACACUGGAUAAAUAGGAUUGUCCAACAGAGGGCACAGUUUAUGUGAUAAGUCACUUUAAAACGAAUGUCACUGAGUUACAAUUAAACUUCUUGUCUGCAAGAAAGAGUGUGGAUAAAACUUACUGAGAAAAGUUUGGGUUCCCAGUUUUAAUAAAGUUCUGUUCUAUUCGAUAGGCUGCUUAUUUUCACUGCCCUGAAGUACUAUGGGAAGCAACAUUGGUUUCUGUACAGGUGGCAGCAAAAGGCUUAUCCACGAUUAAAUUUGUUGAAAUAGGAUGAAAUUUAGAAGCACAUAUGCUAUGUAUGACUCUUUGUGCGGAGUACCUUUUGUGUGGUGCUUAUAAAUUUUCUUUUCAGUCUGUCUGAUUUUCUUUGCUCUAGUAUCUCUGGAUGUUACUUAUAUUGGAUACAACAAACUAUCUUCUGGUUUUCAUUUGCUAUUUGUUCUUGUAUCAUGCAUCAGAUACAUUUCAUGUCAUAUCUUUGUAUGUGGGACCAGCAAAAUAAAUAUAGAUUCUACAACUAC
This is a messenger RNA of Oxyura jamaicensis (ruddy duck), 3798 nucleotides long. RefSeq names its product ganglioside induced differentiation associated protein 1 (gene GDAP1). The record is from RefSeq and is a predicted model, not a curated record. The transcript is spliced from 6 exons. Gene Ontology annotation, biological process: mitochondrial fusion; mitochondrial fission. Gene Ontology annotation, cellular component: mitochondrial outer membrane. The coding region runs from base 96 to 1127 and encodes 343 amino acids. NCBI's taxonomy places the organism in Eukaryota, Metazoa, Chordata, Aves, Anseriformes, Anatidae.